GUCCCCCUCUUCACCCACCGUGACAUUCACAACCGUAGCCAGGCCUUUCGGGGUUGAAUUGCAGAACACACAUUUCGGGGAAACUUACGCGUAUUUGACAACUCUAGGAACAAAACCAGCAGAAGCUGAACAAGGAAGCAGCCGCACAAAGAAAAACAGAAGUGGGAGCUGGGGGCCUGGCCCUCCCGGUGAGGAGGACAGAAGCCGUGGGUCCAGCAGGCCGGACGCCACUGCCUGUGACCUCGUGGCGCAGAGAUGACCCCGCAGGGCCAGGCGUCCCGGCUGCUGGCAGUCCUGCUGCUGCUCUGGGUCCCAGGCUAUUUAUCUCUGAGAGGUCCCAGGCGAGUGACGGGCACCGUGGGGGGAUCACUGAGCGUGCAGUGUCGGUACGAGGAGGAGUUCAAGAAAAAUAACAAAUACUGGUGCACAUACUCAUAUUUGCCACCACUGAGGACGAAGAUUGUGGAAACCACAGAGUCAGAGAGAGAAGUGAGGAGCGGCCGUGUGUCCAUCAGGGAUGAUCCAGCAAACCUCACCUUCACAGUGACCUUGGAGAGACUCACAGAGGAUGAUGAAGGCACAUACUGGUGUGGGAUCAAUAGACCAUGGACAAAAGAACUGAUAGACCUCACCUUCAAGGUUAUGGUGUCUGUGUCCCCAGCCCCGACAGGGAAUGCCACCCACAGCAGGAACAGCCAGGAUGGCUCCCGGCCGAGCCCGGACCAGGACCACGGGCUCCCUGUGCUGCUCAUCUUGUUAGCGCUUCUGCUGCUCCUCCUGGCGGGGGCCUCACUGCUGGCCUGGAGAAUGGUGCGGAGGCGGAGGCGGGUCAAAGCUGGUGGGAAUCCGGAGCCACUCCAGAACCCCUGUCAGGCCGCCCCGCAGAGUGAGCCCUGCUACGCCAACCUGGAGCUGCAGAUGGGGCUCCUUCAGGGAGAGCCCGUGCACCCGAGGCAGGAGGAGGUGGAAUACAGCACCGUGCAGGCCCCCAGGGAAGACCUGCACUACUCCAUGGUGAUAUUUACCGCGCAGCAUCAGGAUCCUGAGGACCAGAGGCCCCCGCGGCAGGAGCCAGAGUACAGCGAGAUCAGGAAGACAAGGCAGGAGCCAGAGUACAGCGCGAUCAGGGAGACACAGCAGGAGCCAGAGUACAGCGCGAUCAGGGAGACACGGCAGGAGCCAGAGUACAGCGCGAUCAGGACGUAGCUGGCCUCCCGCUUCCCCGCCUGGAGGUCUCUGUGGGGAGCCCAGGGCCCCCCCUUCCCCCACGUGCCCCUCAGCCUGCUCCCCUCCAACAAGGGGCUGGGCUCCCGCCGGCUGUCCCUCUGGUGCUGGGACCUGCGGGGUACCCUCCCAUGGGCCGGCUCUGUCACACCUUCCCUCUAUUCUCUGCCUCACUCCAGCCACGUGAUGGUGCUCAGCCCUGCGGGAUCCAGGACAGGGAGGCGCACACACUGUCCCCUCCCAGUAGCUUCGUAAGGCCCUGCCAGUGGCCAGGAGGGAGAACCGGCAGAGAGCGGGGAGCCCCUCGGCCCUGAGAGCAGACCCCUCUUCUCCAGGCGAGGAGGCUGGAGGAGAGGCUGCCCUGGCCCAGACCCAGCAGCAGGCAUGUCCUCGGCUCCCCUGAACCCUGAGAGGUUGAGUUUAAUACAAGAGACAGCAAUAAAGGUGACAACAUCUUGAGAGAAGAGGCGUUAUUGGAACGAUGCCUGCUGGCGUCGGCUCCGCAUUGAAGAAAGCCCCUGCCCUGGAUCCCAGAGGAGCAGAGAGGCUGGAGGGGCCCCAGGGGUGGGGACAUCCCAGAGGUCAGCACUGGGCGGGACAGGGGCAGCCACCCCUCGUUCGCUCCACGUCAGGGGGUUCAGACCUCAGAGCCUUGUCUGCCACCCUCUCCGCUGUGCAAAGUCUCAGGGCUUUUGUUUCGACGCUUCACAACGUUGUGACCCAUGUUAAGUAAGUAAGAGUUAAAAGCAAGGAGUGUAUGUCAGUAUGUCCCGUAAGUCAAAGGGAGGCCCGACCCCUGACCCUGGGGGUACCGGCCGUGGUGAUGCUGCCGUCACAAUCAACUUGAGCCUUUGGAGCACUUUUCUCUGGGCGGUGGGCCCACAGCUUCGGAAGGUUUUUCCCGAGGGCGGACGGACACAUCUGCUGGUGUCUUCUGCAGAUUUUCGUGAUCUGUGCAUGCGAGUCAUCCCAGUACUGCCUCUCUCUUUACUGCUGUUCUGAGAUGCAAAAGGGGAAAUACAGACACACACACACACACACACACACACACACAGAAUGGGGGUAUCGGAUUCCCCAGGUGGCCCGUGAAAUCACAAGGGGCUUUGUGGGAGGGAAGCCAAAGGGUUAAAGUUAGAAAAAAUUGAUGACAAAGUGUGUGUGGGGGAUUAUUCAGAUUCACCCAAUUUUAAAAAACAUGUUCCACAUUUGUUUUGUUAUUAUA
Myotis brandtii (Brandt's bat) is the source of this 2446-nucleotide messenger RNA. It is a transcript of the gene CD300A, whose product is annotated as CD300a molecule. The record is from RefSeq and is a predicted model, not a curated record. NCBI's taxonomy places the organism in Eukaryota, Metazoa, Chordata, Mammalia, Chiroptera, Vespertilionidae. The coding region runs from base 256 to 1206 and encodes 316 amino acids. Gene Ontology annotation, molecular function: transmembrane signaling receptor activity. The transcript has 8 exons. Gene Ontology annotation, cellular component: plasma membrane.